This is a messenger RNA of Uranotaenia lowii, 1749 nucleotides long. RefSeq lists its product as uncharacterized. Lineage: Eukaryota; Metazoa; Arthropoda; Insecta; Diptera; Culicidae. The coding region runs from base 1 to 1749 and encodes 582 amino acids. The record is from RefSeq and is a predicted model, not a curated record. The transcript has a single exon.
AUGUCGCUCAUUCAUUGGAAGACUGAUUUACCAGAAGUGGAAAAGUUUCACUAUCUUAAAGGUUGUUUACAAGGUGAACCAAAAGCUCUAAUUGACCCUAUCAAGAUCACGAAGACCAACUACCAAAUCGCCUGGGAUUUGUUGCUGAAGAGAUACAACAACAGUAAGCUCUUACGGAAAAGACAAGUUCAAGGUCUGUUUCAGCUCCCUUCUUUGACUAAGGAAUCCGUCAGUGAUCUGCAAGUUCUCUUGGAAGGAUUCGAGAGAAUUGUGCAGACGUUAGAUCAGAUCAUACAACCUGAAGAAUACAAGGAUCUUCUUCUGGUCCACCUUCUCUCCUCGCGUCUCGAUCCUGCGACACGCAGAGGAUGGGAAGAAAGUUCUGCCGCCAAGGACCAAGAUGUUGUACAAGAUUUGACGGAGUUUCUUCGCAGGCGUGUGCGAGUCUUAGAAUCAUUGCCGGUUAAGGUUGUAGAGCCCAAGUCAGUUCAGCCACAACAAGUCCCAAAGUUUAAGCAUUCUACUAGGGGUAGCUUCAGUUCAUUCCAAUCUUCUGGUAGAGCGUGUGUUGCUUGUCAAGCGGAUCAUCCAUUGUUUCAAUGCCAGGCCUUUCAGCGCAUGAAAAUUGAGGAUAGAGAGGGGUUGCUACGAAGUCAUUCGCUCUGUAGAAAUUGCUUCAGCAAGAGUCAUAGGGCUAAAGAAUGUAAAUCGAGGUAUUCUUGUCGCCAUUGUGAGGGUCGCCACCAUAGUUUGGUUUGUUUUAGGUCGGACAAGGAGGAAUCUAGAGGUUCUAGAUUUCGAAAAGGUACAGAGGAAUCUAAAGCCCAAGAACAACAGUUGGGAUCAGCUCCUCAAGUGACGAACCUGGCAGCUACAGAUCUUUUGUCCUCUAACUCUGCGCCUCAACGCUCAUCACAGGUUCUCUUGGCUACAGCAGUAGUUGUUUUGGAAGAUGAUUUUGGUAAUCAGUACCCCGCAAGAGCUCUUCUAGAUUCUGGCUCAGAGAGCAAUCUUCUUACGGAACGAAUGAGCCAACGGUUGAAAACCACAAGAGAAAAGGUAGAAAUUUGCGUAAUAGGAAUAGGUCAGGCAGCAACGAAGGUCAAGCAGAGAAUUCAUGCCACGGUUCGAUCACGAGUUUCAGAGUUUUCGCGAGCUAUGAGCUUUCUUGUCUUACCCAAGGUGACGGUUAAUUUACCCACAACAACAGUACAAACAAAAGGCUGGAGAUUUCCAAACGGAAUCCAAUUGGCGGAUCCUUCGUUUUCAGUGUCUAGUGAGGUGGACAUUGUUCUAGGAAUCGAAUCAUUCUUCGAUUUCUUCCAUACUGGAGAAAAGAUCGAUUUGGGCGAUCAACUUCCUUCCCUGAAUCAUUCAGUGUUUGGUUGGGUAGUCUGCGGAGGUUUGCCGAUUCCACGUCAAGCAAUAGAAGUAAUUUCGAAUGCUUCGAUUACUGAAGAUCCUCUGGAAGCCAUGAUGGCUCGAUUUUGGUCCUGUGAGGAGGUCGAGUCAACUAAUUUUCUAUCAUCAGAGGAAGCCAGAUGCGAGAGCUUAUUCUCGAAAACUGUGAAACGCGAGUCAGACGGAAGAUACACAGUUUCUCUACCGCGAAAUGAAGGCAUUAUAGAUCGAUUAGGCGAGUCACAAGAAAUCGCUAUGCGGCGUCUCCUGGCGACGGAACGGAGGCUUUCUAGGGACGAAAACCUAAGGAAGCAAUACGAACAAUUCAUGGAGGAAUAUGUUCAUUAA